This is a messenger RNA of Xyrauchen texanus (razorback sucker), 1655 nucleotides long. RefSeq names its product medium-chain specific acyl-CoA dehydrogenase, mitochondrial-like. Lineage: Eukaryota; Metazoa; Chordata; Actinopteri; Cypriniformes; Catostomidae. The record is from RefSeq and is a predicted model, not a curated record. Gene Ontology annotation, molecular function: medium-chain fatty acyl-CoA dehydrogenase activity; flavin adenine dinucleotide binding. Gene Ontology annotation, cellular component: mitochondrion. Gene Ontology annotation, biological process: medium-chain fatty acid catabolic process; fatty acid beta-oxidation. The coding region runs from base 100 to 1362 and encodes 420 amino acids. The transcript has 12 exons.
ACGUGAUAAAAUAGAGGUCAAUGAUUGGUUUGUACUUCAGUUUCUCGGUGGGUGAACGUCUUAACAGGGCAUUCAAGGAGUACUGUCGCUGAAAUAACGAUGCUUUUUAAAAAGGUUUUGAGGGCAGGUGUACAGACUGGAUUCAGGUUUCAGAGCACUAGUUCCAAGGCAGCUACUGCCACCACAAAGGCACCUCAUGGAGGGUUCAGCUUUGAAUUAACUGACCAGCAGAAAGAGUUCCAAGUGUUGGCCAGAAAGUUUGCACGGGAGGAGAUUGUCCCAGCUGCUCCAUCAUAUGACAGAAGUGGUGAAUAUCCAUUCCCUAUCAUUAAGAGAGCAUGGGAGCUGGGUUUAAUGAAUGGACAUAUUCCAGAGGACUGUGGUGGAAUGGGUCUGGGCAUAUUUGAUGCAUGCCUUAUCACAGAGGAGCUGGCAUAUGGCUGCACUGGAGUACAGACAGCCAUUGAGGCGAACUCUCUUGGACAAAUGCCAGUAAUUAUUGCUGGUAAUGAUGCUCAGAAGAAGAAGUAUUUGGGCAGAAUGACAGAGGAACCACUAAUGUGUGCAUACUGUGUGACCGAGCCAGGGGCAGGCUCUGAUGUGGCUGCGAUUAAGACCCAGGCUGUUAAGAAAGGAGAUGAGUAUGUGAUCAAUGGUCAGAAAAUGUGGAUCACCAAUGGGGGAAAAGCAAACUGGUACUUCCUGCUGGCCCGUACAGAAUCUGAUCCCAAAUGCCCUACUAGCAAGGCUUUUACAGGCUUUAUUGUUGAUGCUGACACCCCAGGAGUCCAACCAGGCAGAAAGGAACUGAACAUGGGCCAGAGAUGCUCAGACACCAGGGGCAUCACAUUCGAGGAUGUAAGAAUUCCAAAGGAGAAUGUUUUGAUUGGAGAGGGAGCUGGCUUUAAGAUUGCCAUGGGUGCAUUUGACAAGACCAGACCACCAGUGGCUGCAGGUGCCACAGGACUUGCACAGAGAGCUCUAGAUGAGGCCACCAAGUAUGCUUUGGAGAGAAAGACUUUUGGCAGACUGAUUGCAGAGCACCAGGCCGUGUCUUUCCUGCUUGCAGAAAUGGCCAUGAAAGUAGAGCUUGCCAGGAUGGCAUAUCAGAGAUCAGCCUGGGAAAUAGAUGAGGGCCGCAGGAACACCUACUACGCUUCUAUUGCCAAGGCCUUUGCUGGAGACAUUGCAAACCAGUGUGCCACUGACGCCGUCCAGAUCUUUGGUGGAAACGGUUUUAACAGUGAAUAUCCGGUGGAGAAGCUGAUGAGAGAUGCCAAGAUUUACCAGAUUUAUGAAGGAACUGCGCAAAUCCAAAGGCUAAUUAUCUCAAGAGAGCACUUUGGAAGAUUCAAGCAGUGAACACGUAAACCCAGAACAUCUGUGCCAGGAUCUAAUAAUUUUGUUUAGAGAUAUUUGUAUUUGAUCAAUGGAUCUCAGGAUUAUUACUCUCAGAUUGUUGGUUGACUCCACAAAGCUCCAGUUGCCUUAUGUCAUAUUAGCAUGCCUUGCCAUCUUUGUAUAUAUAGCAUUGAACAAUUAUUAUUGAUGAUGUUUAGAUGAACAAAGUAAUGAUACACAUCUCUUCCACGAUGUUUUUUUCUGUAACUGAUGUACAUCCUCAAAAUACAAAUAAAUAACCUGCUUUGAAAGAA